This is a messenger RNA of Mizuhopecten yessoensis (Yesso scallop), 6458 nucleotides long. RefSeq names its product ATP-dependent RNA helicase cgh-1-like. Gene Ontology annotation, molecular function: mRNA binding; ATP binding; RNA helicase activity. The transcript has 11 exons. Bases 191 to 1570 code for a protein of 459 amino acids. The record is from RefSeq and is a predicted model, not a curated record. Lineage: Eukaryota; Metazoa; Mollusca; Bivalvia; Pectinida; Pectinidae. Gene Ontology annotation, cellular component: P-body; cytoplasmic stress granule. Gene Ontology annotation, biological process: cytoplasmic stress granule assembly; P-body assembly.
UUACGGCGUCUUCAGCGCCCCCUACCGAUUCCGGCCAUUUUGGAUACUGCGGCGAUCCUGAAGAUUUUCUUCAAAUCAACACAUGAAAUUGAAUUUGCUUAUUGCGUACCAUUUUCGUUGUAAAACGAGCUAACUCCGUUGAAUAUUGAGGUUUCAUCAUCAUUUUUAUAUUGAAUGUUAAAUUUGCGACAUGGCAACUGCCAAAGUUGAUCAAAACUCGAGUAAUCAUCAUCACUCCAUUCCGAUGGCAAUGGAUGGGAUCAAAUCUGGCAACAGCGAUGGUAAUAGUGACCAGGGAUGGAAGAGUAAAUUGAAUCUUCCUCCUAAAGAUACCCGUUUAAAGACUACUGAUGUUACAAACACGAAAGGAAAUGAGUUUGAGGACUUUUGUCUGAAAAGGGAACUCCUUAUGGGUAUAUUUGAGAAGGGCUGGGAACAACCAUCACCCAUUCAAGAAGCAAGCAUCCCCAUUGCCCUUACAGGGCGCGACAUUCUAGCUCGAGCUAAGAAUGGUACUGGAAAGACUGGUGCAUACACCAUUCCAAUCAUAGAAAGAUGUGACACCGGUCGCAACGAGGUACAAGCCCUUGUGAUAGUUCCCACCCGAGAGUUGGCUCUACAGACCAGUCAGAUUUGUAUUGAGAUAAGUAAACACAUUGGAUGUAAAGUGAUGGUCACAACAGGAGGAACCAACCUUAAGGACGACAUAAUGAGAUUAUAUGAACCUGUCCACAUUAUCAUUGCCACACCCGGCAGAAUUCUAGACUUGAUGAACAAACGAUUAGUGAAGAUUGGAAAAUGUGGCAUGCUUGUUCUGGAUGAGGCGGACAAACUGCUGUCUCAGGAUUUCAAGGGGAUGUUGGACAACAUUAUCAGCCACCUACCCAACAACAGACAAAUACUCCUGUACUCUGCUACCUUCCCUCUCAGCGUUGAGCAGUUCAUGAGGAAGCACCUCGACAGCCCCUAUGAAAUCAACUUGAUGGACGAGCUGACGCUGAAGGGAGUUACCCAGUAUUAUGCUUUUGUUCAGGAGAAACAGAAGGUUCACUGUCUCAACACACUGUUCUCAAAGUUACAAAUCAACCAGUCCAUCAUCUUUUGUAAUUCCACAAAUCGUGUGGAACUUCUAGCCAAAAAGAUCACAGAACUUGGUUACUCUUGCUUCUACAUCCACGCCAAGAUGAACCAGCAACACAGAAACAGAGUCUUCCAUGACUUCAGGCAGGGACUCUGUAGGAAUCUAGUGUGCUCAGAUUUGUUCACGAGAGGAAUUGACAUCCAGGCUGUGAAUGUUGUUAUCAACUUUGAUUUCCCCAAGCACGCAGAGACAUAUCUCCACAGGAUUGGUAGAUCUGGUCGGUAUGGCCACCUUGGAGUCGCCAUCAACCUCAUUACUUACGAUGACAGGUUUUCAUUACACAGAAUUGAGAGUGAGCUGGGCACAGAGAUCAAACCAAUCCCAAAGAAUAUAGACAAAUCCUUGUAUGUGGCCGAGUUCCACCAGGAGAGGGAUGAAGAUGAUGAUGAUGUCCCGCACAACUCCCAUGGGGCUAAGGGAGGACAAUGAUCAGCCUUUACCUCGCCCCAAACUGCUAUCUCACCAAUACUUCUCUAGGUCACCAACAUGCUUUGAACUGUGAUACAGACAGCUGUGUGUCCUGGUAGAUGCAUUAUUGUGGCAGAUUUACUUCUGACCAAAAUAUUUGUUAUUUUGAUGAGCUGAUCCUGUCUUUUCAGUUCGUUAAUGAUAUAGAGAUUUCUAUAUAAUGAUUGUUAGACCAGUUCUGGAUAACAAAACAGCUGAAGGAUGACGAUUGUUGCAGAUUUCUAUAUAAUGAUUGUUAGACCUGUUCUGGAUAACAAACAGCUGAAGGAUGACGAUUGUUGCCAAAUAGGUUUACAUCCGAUCUGAGGGGUGAACCACUAGGCAAAAAAGUACUUUUAAGGCCAUCACAUCAUAGCCACGGUGGAUUCCCCCUCCUUAUACAUACUUCUGUGCUCGAUGAGGAUAGUGGUAUUCAAAGAGUUUUUGUCCAACAAAAAAGUAGUGCUCCUUUCAUUUUAUCUAGACAGAGAAUUCUUUAGUGUGUAUUGCCUAGAUAAAUAAGUGCUCCUAUAACUUAACAUUAACGACGUUCUCAGCAUUUUGUCAGAUGAUGUCUUUUUUUCAUGCUCUCUCGAUUUUGUUCAAUUUUUUAUUUUAAUUUUUUAUCUAACAAAUUACGAAGAAAAAAUCAGAAAGAAUGAUAUCUAUGCGAUAUACAAAAGAAUCAAACUGAGUUGAAAUAUAUAUUUUGAGAAUAUUAAACAGGACAAUGCUUGUCAACAUUUUGACAAGAAAGCAAAAUGCUGAAACCAAUAACACUCAGAAUUCAAAUGUAAAGCAGCAUGAUAUUGAAGGUGAAGUUAAGUGGGUUGUAGGCCAGUUUUUGGCUUGUCGGAUAUCAAGACAAAAUGCUGAGGAUUUGGGAUGUUGAUAAUAGUGAUGAAAAUGUAUAAUAAAUGUUAUGAUUUUGUACAGUUUUAGGCAGGUCAGCCGUACCUGUUUUGGGAGGUGCUUAGCAGCAACCGUCAUAUCAGUGUUUGUCCAGGGAGGACAAUUGUUUUGUUAAGUGAACAUUUUGUCAGUGAUGGUUUGUUGUUGGAUGAAGCUGUCACUUUGCCAGCUCGUUGAUGUAGAACCCCUUCCACUACUGCCAACUCAUAUCGCCACCAUAGAAACCAUGAGAGUAAAUGUGUACUAGAAAUGAAUACGAGAGAGAAAGAUUAGUUUUGUGAGAAUGUUACAAUGUAGAAUUUGUAAUACGGUGGUGUACUGUCUUGACUAUUGGGUUUGAAAUAUGGCUGAUUGGUUAUGAUUCUGUAUAUUACCCAACCAAGUCCUAUUAAUCAUAAUGGAAGAAAAUUACUCAAUAAGAAAAGAAGUGGAUGUCGAGAGCUUUCUUAUUGCAAUAUCUGGAAAUUCUGUCAUAUAUUGUAAUAAAUUGUGUGUGCAGAGAGUUUAAGAAACUUUUGGAAACUUUUUAAUUCCUCAAGUAUUUCCCAUAAACCAUAUUAAGAUAAGUGCUAAAAGUUUCAAUUUAGUUUUUCUUUUCUUUUUUCUAUUUAAUUGGGUUUCCUUUUAUUGUUUCGGUCCUUUCUCUUGCUGUAGCAGAUGUAGUUAAGGUAAUAUAUCAAUGGGCAAAGUGAAUACUUGCAUACACUGGAGUAAAACAGCAUGUGCUUAGAUCAGAAAUGUUGUGCAGUGGUGUACAUUGUUCUCGCUAAAUUUUGAAACAGGGAUCUGACUUUGAAAGAAUAACUGUUCAAAUGGUCACAUGCUAUAAUAUUGACACAUGAAAAAAAAAAUUGGCAGUUCCAAGUUGAUGAAUAGAAAGCAAAAUUUGCUAGCAACUUUUAAUGAAAACAUUUGUGUAUAGUUGGUCCCUGUAGAGAAACUGGAGAGUAAUGCUUUUUCUCAAAGACUACAGUCAUCACUGUUCCUGAUUACGAAAUCAUUUCCAGCCUAUUCUGAUGACUAAUAUCAGAUUCUGGACUCUGUGAUGCUGUUUUUAAUAAGAACUAAUUCUGUCUAGACUCUGGUAUAUGGACUUAUUCAAAGGCUUACCUUUUUUGAUUAUUUGAAUUAAGCAUGUUAUGCGGUUUUUUUGCAAACUUCAUAAAAUGUCUUAUAAAACUUGAAAAAAUGGCAGCUAUUUUCAUGUCGGUAGACUGAAUUAUGAAGAGCAAUUGUUUGUACCUGAUGCAACGUAGAACUGUUUCAAACAAAAAACUUAGAAAAUUUUGAUUGAUUCUCGGCGAAAACAGUUUCCGAUGUGCAUUUAUCAGAGAAUGUAAUGUAAUGUAGAACGGAUAAGAAAAAUCCAAUUUUCAGCCUUUUUACUCGUAAACCCAUUUGCUGCUCGUGAGUUAUACAGUCAAGACACUAAACCACAAUGUAUUAUAAAAUAUGAAGAUAUUUGUGAUGAGAAUGUAUUUUUACAAUGUAAUUGUUUGACUUGGUUGGUUGCGAUAUAUUUGUGUUGUGUCAGUUGGCAUUGUGGGAGAGAAUGUGUCAUGCGUCUGUACAUAGUCAUCACAUCCAUCAUCGGGGAUCGCUACAGAGUUAUAUUUAUACAUUGUCAUUUGGAAAUAAUCAUGAUAUGCAACGACCAGCGGUAUUCUAGGCAUAAUCGUCAUUGAUGUGAUGGAGUAGUGUGUACUACCUGCUUGCCAAGACCUCUACAUAUUAGUAUGUCUGCAGUGUGGCCUAGGUGAAGAAUAUAACCAGAUUUUACAAUUGGUCAGUGCUGACACAUGUAUUCCUGACUAUUAUCAAUCUGGUAUAGCUAAAAGUAAUGGCAAAAGGAAGUGAGUGCUUUGUGCAUUUCUCCAUAAACAGUUUGGCCAUGCAAAGCUAAAAAGACGAGAAACUUCAACCUUAAAAAGUUUAAAAGCUGUAAAAUUUGAAGAAACCUGAAAGAAAUUGAGUGGUUGUCUUAAUUCCUAAAUACAAAAAGUGGACAAUGGAAAUAUUCAAGCACUGUGUGGUCGUUUGGAGUCGCUCCACCUCGGACUGGGACAUUUUGAGGAUAAUGUGCAAGUGCAUCAAUAACUUAACGAAAGACAUUUGUGUGUACCAUUGCAGCAGUGUAGGAGAGUUGCUGGCUGUGGAAGGAGUUGUGGAGAAUGUUGCAUGCUGCCGUCCCCACGACCUCCUAGCCUGUCCUCCUCUCAUAAGUCCAGAUAGAAACUGGCAUCGUUUACAGGCAGCUUUCACACACACCUAGGGGGACCGCUUAGUCUCCGCCUGGACCUGCCCAAACUAAAAUGGCCGCCAGGAUCGUCUCAUUAACUCAAAAGUGAUAGGGCCAUGUCAAAGGGCUCUUUAUUAAAGAGGAGUUAGCCAUACCUGACCUUUGACGCGAAUGCCAAAACAAAACUACACAUUUAAUUAAUAAAUGCAAAACUUCUGGUCAGUUUCCUGAAAAGGAGAUUGUUCUGUGCUCAGUUAAAAAGUGCAGGGAUAUGUAGAAUGAGAGCGAGCGUGCUGUGGUAUAUAAGGAAUGUGUAGGACCAUAGAGAUGUAACCGUGCUGAUAAAUGGCUGUGUUCAUGAGGAAUGAGUGUUCAGUGUUUGAUGUUGAGUGUUGUGAGCUGAAUUAACUACAAAAUAUGCUGCCAUGCAGGUAGUGUAUUUGAUCUGUUGUGAAGAAUUAUGACUUGAAUCAAGAAAGUAGUGUAUUGGAUCAUUUUGUGGAGUUUUGUUUGCAUAUUUCUUAUGUUAAUUUCUUUUUAUAUAAAUUGCAAUAAAAGUUUUGCAGUUUAUUGGGGAUGAUAUUGGUAAGAUAAUUGUAAAUUUCUGACUUCAUUAGGAAAAAGUGGAAUGAUGUUGACACCACAAUAGCAGCAAAAUAUGAUUUGAUCUAGUUACAUAAUUUAAUCUGUGCUCUUGUUCAGGGUAUGGAAUGAAGAAAAUAGAAAGGAUCCCCUCCCCACCAGCAGGUGAACAUGUGGGCCAUAAUAUAUAACAUUUUUAGGAUUGUUUAUUGAUGAUAUUAUAUUAGUCAAUAUACUGUAGUAUUGACAAAGGUUAUAAAAAGGAACUUUCAAGAUGUAGAUACAUUCUACAUUAAAAUGCAGGAGAUAUAUUUCAAUAAAUUAUGAACUUAAGGCUUUAGUUAAAUAGAAUGAUUACUUGCAGCUUUUCAAUUUCUGUAUGUACAGUAAUGCACUUUUUUUUUACAUAAGAUUUAAGGACGAUGGAGGUAGAGGGGUGGGGGUAUUUAUUAGAAAAACUUGUUCAAUACAUUGGGUGAUUUUGAAAGAUUUAUUUAAGUAUUCCUGUUUUAUAUGUAAUAAGAAAGUCCAACUUUUAUUUGAAGUAUUUAAAUCUACUGAUAGGCUGAGAAUGCAGGACCUGGAUUAAGAUGACAAGUUGUGAACUUGUAAAAUUUUAAAACCACAAAGGCAGCUGUAUGUAGUGGUCAGGUAUUUGGCAAGGUUAAGUUCAAUGUUGAUCCAUCAUUUGAUGUUUUCUAGAGGCAGUGAUCCUGAUUUUGAGUCUUAUGUACAAUGCACAGAGAUGAUAGUUUGUUAAACAUUUGACCUGUUGACAGGUGUAACUAGAGUAUUACUUCCUGUCUCUUAUGUGUCUGCUUCUUGAAGGGUAAUUAUCAAAAUAUGUCUCAAUAUUGACACAGAAAUCUUGUAAAAUUGUAGAGACAUGCAACAAUUUUUUUCUAUAAAAAAGGGCCUGGCUUUUGUUGUGCAAGUAGUUUUUUUCUUGCAUACCAGACUGAAAUAGCUACAUUUCAAUCAGUGCUAGCUAGUCAAUUCAAAACAAACUAUGUGCCCAAAUUUCUUGCUCGUGCAAAAUGUCAAGGGAGGUAACUUGUGCUUUCUUCACAUCUUCUUUUCUCUCUCCUGUAUGCUUUAAAACGGGAGAUGUUCGAUUAAGAGGGAAAAGGAAAAAAG